Molecule: messenger RNA, 2460 nt
Organism: Hippocampus zosterae (dwarf seahorse)
Lineage: Eukaryota; Metazoa; Chordata; Actinopteri; Syngnathiformes; Syngnathidae
Exons: 8
Coding region: 41-2320 (759 amino acids)
Biological process (GO): positive regulation of acrosome reaction; egg coat formation; binding of sperm to zona pellucida
Cellular component (GO): extracellular matrix
Molecular function (GO): acrosin binding
Source: RefSeq, a predicted model, not a curated record
UCUGGCCGCCCAGCCCAGUUGGCUCCUUUUACUUAAAGCCAUGUUGGUGUUUUCGUGGCUCAUGUGGAUAUUUUAUUGCAGUCCAGCAGUGGGUGGUCCGGUUCAGCACUUGACUUGGUCAGAGGAGGCGAAUCCGGUGGUCCAAGAAGACGAAUCGGCGCGCUCUUCCUUCUACCACCUGCCGGUGUUCCUGCACGCAUCGCAGCCGCUUGUAGUCAAAGAGUUGCUUCGGCCCGCUCCUCGCCAGAGCUUCGUUCCCGCUGAAGUGACCGCGCUGUUGUUCCCACAGUCACCACAGCACCCAAGCACGCCACAGGCUCCACGUACACGCCCUGUGGAAGUUUGGUGCGGCUCCAGUGAGAUUGUGGUGCGCGUGGAUCGCUUGCAGUUGCGCGCGUGGCCGCAUGCAGCUCUGUAUAGUCUGGGCUCGUGUCGGCCCACCACUGUGUCCUCACGCUUCCUGUUUUUCCACUACGCACUCCCCGACUGUGCAUCUGCUUCUCAGAUUGUUGCUGGUGGUCAGUUGGUGUAUUCUUUUGCUCUUUAUUAUACCCCACCGCCGCAAGGCUACAUCAUUCGUGUUCUGCCAUUUAAACUGUCGAUCCACUGCUUUUACAACAGGUUUCAUUACUCUUACCAAGUUGGCUACACACCUCAGGUCCAGCAUACAACCUUUUUGAAGAGUCUCAGAACAAAGCUUAGCUUCAGCCUCACUGUCUGUAAUGCCCAGUGGGAGCCCCUUUCUCCUGGCCACUCAUUUGUUCUGGGUGAACCGGUGAAUUUUGUGGCCCAGAUUGGAAGCCCGUUGGCAGACGAGAGGCUCUUUGUUGACUCGUGCUACGUGACCAACUCCAAAGACCCAAAUGGCAUGACCAAAGUGGAUAUCAUCACUAACUAUGGUUGUAUGACAGACAGCCAGAGGGAGGGGAGUUCUUCCCAGUUUUGGUCAAGGAGUCAUAACAUGCUGAAGUUUUCGAUCGAUGCCUUUCUCUUCAGCGACGUAUCACAGGUGCUAUACCUUCACUGUUCAAUGUCAGUCGGUGUCACCACGUCCCACACAUCCAAGUCUUGUCACUACAACCAAACAACUGGAAGGUGGGAGGAGCUUGACGGACCAAUGUCACUGUGCUCCUGCUGUGAUUCCGUAUGUGGCGACAUGCAGGACUCUGUGAAGAACAUGGUUCGCAGUCCUGGCUGGAUCACUCGCCAGAAGGAUGAAGGGGGGUUAAAUAUGAAGGAUUCACCUGAUCACUUGGAGGCGGAAGAAAAAUUGCUUGAUCAGGAAGUACACAGAGUUCACUUUCAAAAAUUGGGAACUUUUCCAUCGGCCACCAAGACGGAGCAUAAGAAGAGAGAUGAGUCUGGCGGUGAAAAGACUUCUAUUUACCCGGAUGGAGAGGAAGCACCAAGGCCCCGAACAGCAAUCGGCAUACCUAACAAACCGGGCAACCGGGGAUUAGUUGAAAAGGAUCUGAUGACUGACGGCCAAAGGACAGAGCCAACAUUAGAUGUCACCAUUAUCUUGGAUCACAGCACGCAACAUGUGUCUGAGAGUAGAGGGGGUGCAACCUAUGCUGACAAUGAUUCUAUGAGAGGUUCCGGUAACAACAGCACUGUCACUCCAGAAAGUGCUUCUAUGACCACGACUUCCAUUGCACAAAACUCCAAUGUUGUUGGCGAUCUUGGUUCUGCUGAAAAGGGUUCUACAGAUUUUAUUCCGAGCGCUGAAUUGUGUUUGCACAUCGAUAAAAAAAGUUGCCUGUCCAAGGAUGGUACAGUCAAGGUUGGAAAGGGUAACACAAGUGUUGAGCACACUGAUCCUAUCCGAACCUCUGCCUCCAAAACCACUAGACUGAUGCUGAAAGCUGGAGAAGAGUCUGCAAACAGUUCGGCUAAAACAGACUCUUCUGAGUUGGAUGAUGUCAGCGAAUCAGCAGAAUCAGUUGGCCGACAACUAGAAAGGGUGCCAGAGCCAGUAGUCAACUAUAUUGAUGGUAAAGGACUUGAUGGAGGUGAUAUGCUUCAAAGUCUUCAGGUCAGAGAAUGGGAAUCGGACCCAUCUGCCAAAUUAAGAGGCCCGGCAUGUGUUGACAGGUCUGAUUGCAGUUCUGGAAUUGAAGAAGAUGAAGCACUUCAUCGCGGUCAGUUUGCCAUCGCAGCCAAGACAAAAAAAGUAGAAGACAAAAAUUCUGGCGUCACUUCAGGCUCGACAAGUUCUCAGGAAGUGCUUGACAAUUCCCAUCACUCUGCUGUGAUAAUAGUCACAAAUACAUUGCAGGAGAACAAGCAUUUUGGAAUUGAUGAUUGGUUGACCAAGUGAAGAUGAACAUGCACAUCAAAGGGAAAUGGACAGGACAUUUAAAUUGAGUCCCAAUGCUUUCGACAUGGACAUGUCUUCUGGCAAAGCUAACAUGACUCGCAGUGUUGUCAACAGUUUGGUGUUAAGAAUGAAACAUUUAA